Brassica oleracea var. oleracea is the source of this 1413-nucleotide messenger RNA. RefSeq lists its product as uncharacterized. Gene Ontology annotation, biological process: proteolysis. Lineage: Eukaryota; Viridiplantae; Streptophyta; Magnoliopsida; Brassicales; Brassicaceae. The transcript has 6 exons. The record is from RefSeq and is a predicted model, not a curated record. Bases 1 to 1413 code for a protein of 470 amino acids. Gene Ontology annotation, molecular function: cysteine-type peptidase activity.
AUGGAUUUAGAAAGAUUUGAGAAUUAUCCUUGGGGGAGAGUGGUGUUUAAGGUGCUGAUGGAGUCUAUGAAGGGUGUAAAUUUGGAUUCAAAUUCAUUCACUGUUAAUGGGUUUGGUCAAGUUCUCCAGGUGUGGGCGUACUUUGCUCUGCCAGAAUUUGGUGCUAAUUUUGGGCACCCCUUACCAGACAGACUGCCUCCGCUGUUGCUGGCUUACAAUGGUGGCAAAGGACGCAGAUUUUUUAAAGAGGCCAUUAGCAAACAGACUAGCGUGAUCAACUUCGUCCACAAGGACUAUGCUGAGAUGUUUCCACGAUGGGACUUUAAUGUGGAGGACCUGGCCGCGGAGAACAUAAUUAAAGUCAUGUUUAAUGCGAAAGCUAAUUGGAAGUGGACCAUGGAUUGCUGGGAAGUCACCGGUACUAAACCCGAGAGUGAAGAAGGAAGGUUUUCAAAGUCAGAAGCUUCUACGUCUAUUGGUGGGAUGACCAAGGAGCAGACUGAAAAAAGCUUCAAGGACAUAGCUGAUGUCAUGAGAGAUGGGUUUGGGAUGUGCGUGAAGGAGAUCAAGUUGCUGGGGGAUAGGAUGGAAGCUAGUGAAAGUGUGAAUGGGGCGAAAGCAGGACAAAAUGACCCCCAGGAACCGAGUUCCUCGAAAGACCUGAGUCUUGUGAUAGCAAAUGAGCCCGAGGAGAAACCUCCAGAACAGAGUGGUGAACCUAGCCUUCUUGUAUUGGACAAAGAAGUACCCACUGAUUCAGAUUUACAGAGAAGGCAGAUAAAGAGGAAUGCUGCUAUGGUACAUGUCCGUGGAAAGAGUGAGCGAGCAAGGAAACUUGCUGCCUCACAGCAAACUCCUUUUAAGGGAAACAACACUGUCAAAGUGAUCAUUCCAAACAAAAGGGUUGGCCAAGGCUAUGAUCCUUUUGCACCCUUUGACAAGAAGAUGUCGAAGGUGCUCACUGACUGGGUGAAACUUGAUCCUUAUUUUAAAACACCUAUGGCCAAAAAACCACGUAGAUGUCCAAGUCGGUUUUAUUUCACCCUCCGAACCCCCUUAGAAUGGUUGAACGACGGUCAUAUGGAUGCUUUUAUUAAUGUACUGAGGCAACGGUACCAAGAUAAUCCACAUCAUUUAAGGAGUGAGAGACUGUGCCUUCUUGAUCAUGUAUUUUCUCAUCAGUGGUCCCACCAUUACCCGAAAUUUAAGAGCGACGAGGGCGACAUCAACGGCUUAGGAAGAAGACUCCCUGGUGGGGCGUGGAAUUAUCACGCAGGCAUUGUACCAUCAUUUUGCCAAUCUAUGAAGGUUUGGGGGUUGGAUGAGGAUGAUAUUUAUGCGCCAGUGAACUUCAUGAACGAGCAUUGGAUUGCUAUUUGGAUAUCGAUCCCUAAGAGGAACAUAGUCGUCUGA